Messenger RNA from Kuraishia capsulata CBS 1993, 861 nucleotides. RefSeq lists its product as uncharacterized. The coding region runs from base 1 to 861 and encodes 286 amino acids. The transcript has a single exon. Gene Ontology annotation, biological process: nuclear polyadenylation-dependent mRNA catabolic process; nuclear mRNA surveillance; exonucleolytic trimming to generate mature 3'-end of 5.8S rRNA from tricistronic rRNA transcript (SSU-rRNA, 5.8S rRNA, LSU-rRNA). The record is from RefSeq and is a predicted model, not a curated record. Gene Ontology annotation, cellular component: cytoplasmic exosome (RNase complex); nuclear exosome (RNase complex). NCBI's taxonomy places the organism in Eukaryota, Fungi, Ascomycota, Pichiomycetes, Pichiales, Pichiaceae.
AUGGUGCUGUCGACAACUGAGAGAUACUAUCUGCUCGAAUGUUUAUCUGGGUCUAAGGUGAUACGCGCUGACGCCAGACGUGUGGACCAGUUCAGACCUGUGGAAGCUACCUGUUCUUUCCUUCCCAACUCUAACGGCUCUUCAAGAGUCAGGCUUCCAGACGGUUCGGAGUGUAUAGCUAGUGUCAAGGCCAAGGUUGUGAAGGUUGAAUCGAGUGAAGUUACUGACUUGUUGAACGUGGAGGUGGAUAUCAACGGACAGAGAGACGACGCCGAGGCCGUGGUGAGCUUCUCAUCUAUUCUGAAAGAGUCUCUGGCACAGUGUAUUCCGGAGAGCUUACUGAAACUUACAGAAAAGUACGCUUUUGAACUGAGCAUAGAUGCUAUUGUGAUAUCUUAUCCUAGUGGGAUUUCGUCGUUUUACUCGAUUUUGACGUUGGUGUCUAUGGCCGUCUACCUCGCACUAAAGUCCACAUCCCUACCGCUUCUGACCUCCACCACGGAAGACGCUGAGGUUGAAGAAGAGCCCACUUUUUCCGACGACUGGGACCUUGCGAAGCUUCUGUUCCCCAAGGACCGCCUGCUUGCACCGCCUUUACUGUUUGUGCUGGCCAUGGUCGGCCCGAACUUGCUACUGGACCCUUCAGUCGAAGAGCUAGAGGUGGCUGAAAAUGGAUUAUUUGUGGGAUUUGCCUCCAACAAAGCUGGAGCACCUAUACGAUCUAUCUCGCUGAAUUCAACAAACAACAAAGGCUUGUCGACAAAUCACAUCUUGGACGCAGUCUCCACAGUCGACUCUGUGGGAGGCUCGGUCCUGAAGGCUCUCAACAGUAUAGUUGAAAACUCAACAUCUGAAUUCUGA